Messenger RNA from Lasiosphaeria miniovina, 3919 nucleotides. Its product is annotated as Pfs, NACHT and ankyrin domain protein. Gene Ontology annotation, biological process: nucleoside metabolic process. The transcript has 6 exons. NCBI's taxonomy places the organism in Eukaryota, Fungi, Ascomycota, Sordariomycetes, Sordariales, Lasiosphaeriaceae. Gene Ontology annotation, molecular function: catalytic activity; protein binding. The coding region runs from base 345 to 3623 and encodes 1092 amino acids. The record is from RefSeq and is a predicted model, not a curated record.
CUUUGCGCUCUACCCAUCCAUCACUCAAGAGUCAAGCUGUUGAUUCUCCCAACUUCACAAAAAUUGCAUAGUCUCAUAGUAUUGAUCGAAAAUUUCCAGACGCUCGGCCCCAUCCUCACCAGCAGAACGAAGACAACCCUCGAUCACAUCGCGUCCUUCGGUACGGCGCGUACUUCGAAGCACUGUUAUAAUAUGGGGCUGUAGAAAAUAUCAAUUUACAUAAUGUCGUCACCCACAAUGGCGCCGCUACAAUGCCUCGUGAGGUUCCUUUGGCGGCCAAGCGAAUCAAUCGCAGCUGCACACGGGACAACCCCUACAGGGCAGUCAACCUAUAAGGAUGCCGCAUGACCACGGUAAUUAGGCGGGAGGAAAAUGAGUGGCUAAGAGUCAUUGAGGAAGCCUACGUGGCUUGUGAGCUGAACCCGACACUCCGUAUGAAGCAGAGUCUCUGGAGAGCCCGGAUCUCUACACCAUCGGGGUGGAUCGCGGCCCUCCCUGUCGAACGCGCCGCAGCGACUGCUUUGCUCGAUGAGCGCCAUGAUGAGCCGCAUGACUUUUCGCAGCACCCGAGCGAUACGAACUCAUACACCUGGGGCCGGAUGGGAAAACACAGUGUCGUAAUCGCCUCCCUUGCGGCAGGAGUAUACGGGGCCACGUCCACUGCCAUCACGGUAUCGAGCCUGCUUUCCUCCCUCCCGCAAAUCAGAAUCGGACUCUUGGUGGGGAUCGGGGGCGGCAUCGCUCGACCAAAUGAAGGUACGGACAUCCGGCUUGGCGACGUCGUCGUAAGCCAGCCGCACGGAGUCACGGGCGGGGUGGUCCAGUAUGACCUUGCAAAGGCGAAGCCCAAUAGCACGCACGAACGCAAAGAUUCUCUGAACAUGCCACUACAGGUGCUCCUAGAUGCGGCAACAGCCCUACGGGCAGACUACUAUAUUGUUGGAUCCAAAGUCUCGGGUCUGCUCGAAGAAAUGUGGAAGGCGAACCCUCGAAUGGCGAAACCGACCAGGUCAGCCCCGGGAUUUGUUCACCAAGGAUUCGAUAACGACCGGCUCUUUGAUACUUCCUGCCACCAUGCCGGUGGCCGCAACUGUGGCAGCUGCGAUCCAAACGGUGAAGUCCAUCGCGACGCGCGGGACUCGGCGGAUCCCGAGGUACACUUUGGUAUCAUCGCGUCCGGAAAUACGCUAGUAAAGGAUGCGGCUACUCGGGACCAGAUCGUGGAGUAUAUCGGAGGGGAUUGCCUUUGUGUUGAGAUGGAAGCUGCCAGGUUGAUGAACCAUUUCCCGUGCCUUGUCGUCCAGGGCAUUUGUGACUAUGCAGAUUCGCAUAAGAACGAUCGCUGGCAAUGCUAUGCUUACGCCACGGCAGCCGCAUUUGGGAAAGAGCUCCUUAGUUACGUUCCGGUCAAGAAGCUACAGGAGACGCAGAGGGCUGCUAAACUCCUCCAGUCUAUCAAGACUAAAGUGCAGGAUAUCCACUCCAUGAUGAACCACACAAAAGCAGGGGUUGAUAGUCUGAAACUGGAUAGCCAUCUCGAUAAGCUUAAGAAGUGGCUCUCUCCCCCCGAUCCCUCGACCAAUCUCAAUACGGCGAAGGAAAAGCGCCACAAAGGCACUGGAGAUUGGUUUAUUAAUAGCAACGCUUUCCUUGAGUGGAAAUCGGGACCCCGUCGACAUCUAUGGCUGCACGGGUUGGCAGGCUGUGGUAAGACGGUCAUCACCUCGACCAUUCUUGACCAUCUCCACCUGCAGGACACUCAAACAGACUCAUGUGUGUGCCUGAAUUUUUUCUUCGAUUUUCGCGACAAAGACAAACAGCGCCUAGAUAACCUAUUACGUUCGCCUACUUUCCAACUAUACUCGCGAUGUAUAGAUUCACAAAAGGAGCUCGAUAGCCUAUUUACGUCGCACGAGGACGGCCAAGAGCAACCAACAACGGAGUCACUAUCUAAAACUAUCCAUCUCAUGAUGCAGCGUCCUGAAAAACUUCAAAUUAUAUUGGAUGCUUUGGAUGAGUGCACUACUAGAUCCGAAUUGCUCAAGUGGAUGGAGUCCAGUUCCGAGCUAACGAGCGUUCACCUCAUCGCUACGAGCAGGCGAGAGGACGAGCUGGAGUCUGGUCUUAGCGGAUGGAUUGACAAGGAAAACGUGAUCUCUAUGGACAGGGACCUCGUUAAUGAGGAUAUUCGCUCCUACACCAAAGUAAGACUCCAAGUUAGUAAAGAGUUUCAGAAGCGAUGGGACUCUAGACCCAACGUGCUGGAAGAGAUCGAAUCCGUGAUUGGGAAGAAAUCCAGUGGAAUGUUCCGGUGGGCGGCGUGCCAACUCGACGAUUUGGAGAAAUGUUCGAGUUAUAGAGCCAAUAUCCCGGACGAACAUAGGGAAGAGACAAUCCAACUUCUCCAGUUCCUUGCAUACUCGGAACGGCCCUUAACGAUUGAAGAGGCUGUGGAUGCCAUGGCGGUGGAUCUUGAAAACGACCAUCAAUUUGACGCCAAAGACAGACUCCCAUGUCCGAUGGAGAUUACUAGGUUCGGCUCAAGCUUAGUGUCUCUUUUCGAGAGAGAAUCUAAUAUAGAGCUGGAGCUAGCCCAUUUUUCCGUCAAGGAAUAUCUGACAACUAAGGCCCUCCCAGAGCCUUUCCAAUACGAGAUGUCCGAAGGGAUUGCUAGACGGCGGAUAACAAAAAUCUGCUUAGCCCACCUUUCUUGUCUAAAUAAUAGACAGUCCGUUGCUGAAAUUACUACCCUAUUUCCGCAAGCGAGGUACUCGGCAAAGUAUUGGAUGGACCACGCUAAACAAGCGAAGACUUGGAAUGACGUUCGAAAGAGCAUUAUGGAUUUCUUCAAAAAUGACACGGCGUAUACGACCUGGGGUUAUUUAUUUAACCCUGACAAGGAUUGGGAUAAGCACCCGAUACCAAAUACGAUACGCCCGCUUUAUUUGGCAUCCUUAAAGGGUCUUAAUACCGCUGUGCAGAUGCUGCUCAAGAAGGGCGCCGAUGUGAAUGCACAGGGCGGCAAGUACGGCAACGCGCUGCACGCCGCCUCUGCUGGAGGCUACGAUAAGAUCGCUUGGAUACUGCUCGAGAAGGGCGCCGAUGUGAAUGCACAGGGCGGCGGGUACGGCAACGCGCUACAGGCCACCUCUAUUGGAGGCUACGAUAAGGUCGUCCAGAUGCUACUCGAGAAGGGUGCCGAUGUGAAUGCACAGGGCGGCGGAGGCUACGAUAAGAUCGUCCAGAUACUGUUUGAGAAGGGCGCCGAUAUGAAUGCACAGGGCGGCGGGUACGGUAACGCGCUACAGGCCGCCUCUACUAGAGGCUACGAUAAGGUCGUCCAGAUACUGCUCGAGAAAGGCGCCAAUAUGAAUACACAGGGCGGCAAGUACGGCAACGCCCUACAGGCCGCCUCUACUAGAGGCUACGAUAAGAUCGUCCAGAUACUACUCGAGAAGGGCGCCGAUGUGAAUACACAGGGCGGCUGGUACGGCAACGCGCUACAGGCCGCCUCUACUGGAGGCCACGACAUGGUCGUCCAGAUAAUGCUCGAGACGGGCGCCGAUAUGAAUAUACAGGACAGCUGGUACGGCAACGCGCUGCAUGCCGCCUCCGACGUUUAAUCCAUUUCAAAUCUCUCUUCACCUUCUCUAUGUUUCUUCUUCUAGCGUGACACCAGAAGGGACUGGGAGGAUGGGUGAAUUUAUGGGAAUUUCAUAUCGUUCUAGCACAUUUUAUGGACGUAGAGGUGAUCAUUUACUUCGUGAAGGCAAGGCCCUUAUAUCAGGGAUUCUUCGAAUUAGGUAAAACAAAUUAUACAUAAUAUUUGCUGAAUGAGGACACGUGUCCUCUGUGACUCAUCUUUCCCCGAGGACAAACAAUCGCCACUCGUAGCAGCACCCGUCUUCCCUUUAGCAUU